This is a messenger RNA of Bombina bombina (fire-bellied toad), 1812 nucleotides long. RefSeq names its product clathrin interactor 1 (gene CLINT1). Gene Ontology annotation, cellular component: clathrin vesicle coat; endosome; plasma membrane. Gene Ontology annotation, biological process: endocytosis. Gene Ontology annotation, molecular function: clathrin binding; phospholipid binding. The record is from RefSeq and is a predicted model, not a curated record. NCBI's taxonomy places the organism in Eukaryota, Metazoa, Chordata, Amphibia, Anura, Bombinatoridae. The transcript is spliced from 10 exons. Bases 94 to 1563 code for a protein of 489 amino acids.
AACACUGGUGCGUUUGCGCAGUGUGACAUCGGCAGGUCUCCGGUGAGAGUGUGUGCGAGUCCCCGGGGUCCGAGGAAUUGAACGGGAGCCACAAUGCUCAACAUGUGGAAAGUGCGGGAGCUAGUGGACAAAGCCACCAAUGUAGUGAUGAAUUAUUCAGAGAUUGAGUCUAAGGUUCGAGAGGCGACCAACGAUGACCCUUGGGGACCUUCUGGGCAGGUCAUGGGAGAGAUAGCCAAGUCAACAUUCAUGUACGAGCAGUUCCCAGAACUCAUGAAUAUGCUAUGGACAAGGAUGCUGAAAGACAACAAGAAGAACUGGCGCAGAGUUUACAAGUCCUUGCUGUUGCUGGCGUACCUCAUACGGAACGGAUCGGAGCGGGUUGUCACCAGCGCCCGGGAGCACAUUUAUGACUUACGAUCCUUGGAAAAUUACCACUUUGUAGAUGAAAACGGGAAGGACCAGGGCAUUAAUAUCCGACAGAAAGUGAAGGAAAUGGUAGAAUUUGUCCAAGAUGAUGAUCGUCUGCGAGAGGAACGGAAGAAAGCCAAAAAAAACAAGGAUAAAUAUAUCGGGGUGUCUUCGGACAGCACUGGGGGGUUUAGAUACAAUGAGCGUUAUGACACAGAGCCCAAAUCUAAGUGGGAUGAAGACUGGGACAAAAGUAAAACAGGCUUUCCAUUCAGUGAUAAACUGGGUGAACUGAGUGACAAAAUAGGAAGCACUAUCGAUGAUACUAUCAACAAGUUCAGGAGGAAAGACAGGGAAGAUUCCCCUGAGAGGGGCAGAAGUGACAGUGAAGAGGAUAAGAAAUCCAACCGAUCAAAACCAGCAUCGGAGUUCAAAGAUGAAGAAGAAAUGGUAACUACUAAAAGCAUCCACAUCACUCAGGCUACUGAGACCACUACAACACGCCACAAACGUACAGGAAACCCAGCCAAAAUUGACCUGGGUGCAGCUGCUCAUUACACUGGGGACAGAGAUAGCCCAGAGACCAUACGUUCUAGUCAAACUGCUGCAUCCAAGCCUGCUGCAGCCAAUAACAAGCCUACCAACUCCUUGGUAGACCUAUUGUUUGAGGAAUCUGGACAGGCAACAGGUAAUGUGUCGGAUCCAUUUGGAGGAUUUGCAGACUUUAGCUCACCUGCUGCUGUGUCAUCCAGUGCUGUAUCAUCCAGUGCUGUGUCAUCCAGUUUCCCAGCACAAGGUUCCGCAGCAAGUGGAGACUUUGGAGACUGGGGUACAUUCAAUGAACCACAGCCAACCCCUGCAACUCCCUCAGCUGAUUUGUUUGGAGCUGUCUCCCAGCCUAGCACUGACAUGUUUGCUGUUCAAAAUCCUCAGCCUUCUUCCUCCAAUACAACAGACCUUUUUGAUCUUAUGGGGCCUUCACAUUCAACCUUGAGCUCCUCUCAAAGUAUGAACUUAUCCAUGAUGAGCUCUAGCACUAUGGGAGUUUCACUACCUAUAUCACGGUCUCAGGUAGGCCAUACUCGAAGACAAUUUAACAUUUUAGUAGUUCUAUACACGUUCCCAGACACUAGAAGAUUAAUAAAACAAUAGCCAGCAGUUAUUUUGCUUUACGGUACAAUAGGAACCAAUCUGGUAGUUGUGCAAUUAAUUCAAGUAUAUCACUACCCCCCACCCCAUAUGUCACAGUAUGCAGCAGAAGCAAAAAGUUGUUAUUUUUAUGGCUAUACAGAGAUUUGGUAUCGGUAUGUUAUUUUAUGCACAGUUUAUGUUGUAAUUUUACAGAUAUACAUUAACAUUCCUUGUCGCCUAUGCAGAAAAAUAAAUGUGUUGUGAUAUGCA